This is a messenger RNA of Chanos chanos (milkfish), 978 nucleotides long. Its product is annotated as fibronectin type III domain-containing protein 11-like. The record is from RefSeq and is a predicted model, not a curated record. Gene Ontology annotation, molecular function: protein binding. The coding region runs from base 1 to 978 and encodes 325 amino acids. The transcript has a single exon. Lineage: Eukaryota; Metazoa; Chordata; Actinopteri; Gonorynchiformes; Chanidae.
AUGGCAACACCAGAUCCUGAAGAGUCAGAACAGCCCUACCCUAUGAGAUCUAGAUUUGAGGGUCAAAGUGGGGAUAGUAAUAACAGGAACUCAUCAAAUAUAGUCACAUGGAGUGCAAAUUUUAACAUUAAAGAUCAUGUUGUCCACUUCCUUACCUCUGUGUUCCCCGCUUCAGUCCUCAAAAGUUACAAAGCCAAGCUGGAGGGCCUGAAAAAGUGCUCCUUCUACAUCGAGGUGAUCCGCGAGGACCUGUCUCACCAUGAUCAGAGUCAUCUGUCCAACUCGACCCUUUUACACCUCAUCGAUCCCUGGAGGUUCCAGCGGAUGAAGAAGGUCGGCAACAGCCAGGUCAAGAUCCAGCUAAGCCUUCUGGAGGAUCUUUAUGAGGAAAUGUGUAGAGGCAGGCAGGAGUUGGAGGUCCUCUUUGAGCAAUGCAACAUGGUAUCAUAUAUCAAUCAGGAGGCAUUGCUGCUGGAGAAGAUCGGUGUACUCAUGCAGUUGGUGGCCAACUUUGACAAAGUUAUGGUCCCUGGAGGGCUGCACAUCAAACAUCGGCUAAUCUCUGACUUAGGUAACUCCAAGGCCCCACAGAUACGGUUAGCAUUCAUCAUCAAGAUGCACGUGGUUUUUGACCGCUCUCAGUCUGUGGCAUUCCCUGAUUCGGUGAUCUUGCACUGGUGCAUCGCUGGACAAGAGCAACACGAACCAGGGGAACAGUUUGAAGUUAGCUACAAACUCCUUCAACCGGAGAAUAGCUAUGAAGGAAGUCAGAUGGGCACACUGAUGUGUGCGACCUACUGCAUGCAGAUCAACAACCUGAUGCCAGACAAGUGUUACGAGUUCACAGUGAAGAGAGUUGACUCGUGUUCUUUGGUGUAUGGAGCCUGGAAUGAUAGCAUCAGCCUAAGGACUGCCUCAGGAACCGCUGGACAGAGCAUUGAUAGUUGUGAGACAAAGGAAGCACUGUUUCCAUGGUAA